Messenger RNA from Ruditapes philippinarum (Manila clam), 2215 nucleotides. RefSeq names its product long-chain fatty acid transport protein 2-like. The record is from RefSeq and is a predicted model, not a curated record. NCBI's taxonomy places the organism in Eukaryota, Metazoa, Mollusca, Bivalvia, Venerida, Veneridae. The coding region runs from base 258 to 2132 and encodes 624 amino acids. Gene Ontology annotation, molecular function: long-chain fatty acid-CoA ligase activity; long-chain fatty acid transmembrane transporter activity. The transcript has 10 exons.
ACGUCCUAAUUCUUAUACAUCUUAAAUCCAUCAUGUUAUCAUUAAGCAUUAUCUUUAAACCAACUUAAGACAAAGUCAAGACUGUUAACUUGACCACAAGUGGUUAUGAACAAGCAGAUAAGAUAUUAAAUAAAAUCUACAAGCUCAGCUGAUCUUUUAUUAGAAAUGACAGGAUUUAAAAGUUACAAAAAUGUUUAGUGUGAGUCUGUGUGUAGGAUAGGAGGAUAGGAUCUAGAUAUUUUGUGUGAAUUUACAGAAUGCUAGCUCUAGUGGUUGGUGGGCUAGGUGUAACUGGUGCCUUGUAUUUACUGCUAAAUCUCUGGUGGCCAGGCUGGUACUUAGAUUGGUACUAUCGUCGCAACAACUUGAAGGUCGGAAAUGCUAUCCUUCAUUCUUUGUCAAGAGGAAAAUUUCUUAUAGACAUUUUUGAAGAGUUUGCAAAUUUAACUCCACAAAAAACAUUUAUAAUUUACAAUGAUGAGAAGUUAAGUUAUGAAUACAUUGAUCGGAAGGCAAAUCAAGCCGGCCGGGCUGCCAUUGAAAUAGGAAUCAAACCUGGUUCAGUUGUAGCAAUCAUGAUGUACAAUGAGCCGGGAAUAGUGUGGUCAUACUUAGGGUUUAUGAAAGUUGGUUACCAGAUUGCUUUUAUCAACUUUAAUCUCAGAGCACAUUCUCUCUCACAUUCUAUCAAAGCCAGUGGUGCCAAGGUCCUAAUUAUUGGUGAAGGAGAUGGUCUUGUUGAAGCUGUUAUGGACAUAUUACCUGAAAUACCUGAUGUAGCAGUGUAUGUAUGUGGGAAGACAGGUGAAGAAAAACCACCAUCAUUUAUGUCAUUUGAUGUGGUGAUGACAAGAAUGAGUACAGAUCGUAUAGACAGGUCUGUGAGGAAACAUGUUCUGCCUUUCUCACCAAAUGUUUACAUCUAUACAUCAGGAACAACAGGAUAUCCAAAACCGGCUAUUCGAAACGCCCGGAGCUGUGUGGUGUCUGGUCAUCGAUAUUUUCAUGGGAUGACCAAAGAUGAUAUUUUAUAUCAAACUUUGCCUCAAUAUCAUUCUGCAGCAUUACUUGUUGGCUUUGGAAAAGUCAUUACUAGUGGUGCAACAAUGGUGCUUCGUGAGAAAUUUUCAGCGAGACAUUUCUGGGAUGACUGUAGGAAACAUGAUGUUACAAUUAUACAAUAUAUAGGGGAAGUGUGUCGAUAUCUUGUUGCUCAACCUAAGUCGCCAAAGGAUGGAAUACACAAAAUCAAGUAUGCGUUUGGAAAUGGGUUACGGCAGGAUAUCUGGGCGGAGUUUAAAAACCGGUUCAAUAUACCAAGGGUAAUUGAGUUCUAUGGUGCUACAGAGUGUCCAAUAGGGCUGUCCAACAUUACAAACAAGUUCGGAGCAUGUGGGAGAUCAUCACCAUAUUUGAGACAGUUUACACCAUGUGCAUUUGUCAAGUUUGAUUUGGAAGCACAAGCUCCUUUACGUAACAAACAUGGAUUUUGUGUACCCAUCGGAACUGAUGAGAUAGGCCUAAUGAUUGUUCCAUUAAUAGAAGGGAAGACGUCAUUCCAGGGAUACCGUGGGAAGAAAGCAGAUUCAGAGAAAAAACUUGUAUAUGAUGUGUUUACAAAAGGAGAUAAAUAUUUUAAUACUGGAGACCUGAUGAAAGUUGAUAAAGAUUACUAUGUGUAUUUCAGUGAUAGAGUCGGUGAUACAUUUAGAUGGAAAGGAGAGAAUGUAUCUACAACAGAAGUUAGCAAUAUUCUGACAGAUCUUGACUUUAUACAUGAUGCCAAUGUAUAUGGUGUCCUAGUACCAGGUACUGAUGGACGUGCAGGAAUGGCAGCCUUACAUUUGAAUGAUCAGAGCCUGGCAACAUUGACCCCUAGCAUGAUUACCUCCCUUUCUAAACAUGUGAAAGAAGUUCUGCCCACAUAUGCUAGACCUAAAUUCAUACGAGUACAGAAGGAACUCAUAAUGACCUCCACCUUCAAACAACAAAAAGUUUCUCUUGUUAGGGAAGGUUAUGAUGUUACAAAUGUUACGGACCCUAUUUUCUACCUCAACCCAGCAACACAAAGUUACCUCCCCUUAGAUUAUGUUGUUUUCACACAGAUUAUGGCUGGAAAAGUGCCACUAUAGUUGCCUAUUAACAUUAAAUACUUAUCUUCUUAAAUUACAAUGUUUGUAGUAUGUUUACACAGACAAUAAAAAAUCCGAAUAUA